UCAAGGGAAGUAACUUCACUAUAUUUUAUUAAACCGAAAGUACACAGCCUGGCAAUAAGAAUGAGGUCAUAAGGAUACGUAUGCUUUACUGCUUCCACGUCUCCGGCGAUUUAAUGAGUUUGAUUCUAUAUAUGUUAAAAUAGGGAUACCAAAACAAAUGAUUCAGUAAUGGCAUUAAAGUUUCUGUCAAAGCAACUGCAGCGUGUGUUUGAAGAAUUACCCCAGCAGCCUGGCUUCUCUGCAGGUCCUUUAGAAGAUGAUUUGUUGCACUGGACAGCUUCAAUUGUUGGCCCCGCAGAUACACCAUAUGAAGGUGGGCAGUUUGACUUACGAAUGGAUUUUCCAACAGAUUAUCCACUAAAACCACCAAAGAUUUGGUUUUUAACAAAAGUUUAUCAUCCAAAUGUUGAUGCUAAAGGAAAGAUAUGUAUAGAUUUUUUACUAGAUGAAUGGAAACCGUCCUUCUCAAUUUCAUAUAUUUUGCUGGCUAUAUGCUCACUAUUGAUGCAUCCUAAUGCAGAAAAUCCCAUUGUACAGGAAAUCGCCGACUUGUAUUUAAAAGACAGAGAUAAAUUUAAUGAGAAUGCGAGGGAAAUGACUCUAAAACACGCGAAACCGGAUAUUUGACCACAUUGUGAUAUUGUCACCAGUAAUGACCUCGUAUCUUCUUGAUUUCAAUGUUAGUGAUAUAUAUCCGACAACAACCAUUUAAACCUCUCUAUUGUUUAGUUUAUUAUAUAUUGUAAUUUUAUUUAACUUAAAUGAUGUUAUAUAUAAAAAAUGCACAAGGUAUAAGUACAUUUUGCCAAAGUCUGCUUUCUUGUUAAGUUGGUAUGGUUUACGUUAUCUAAAAUAUAUAAGGUUAUGAAUAGACGUUCCAGGAAACAACAGCUAUAUCUUCAUGUAAAGAAGAAGACAAAAAAAUGUGAGCCUUUAAAAACCCUAAAUUAGUUGUCUUGAUACUGAAACAAGGAACUUCUUUUUGAUUUGUGUAAUGCGAAUUUUAUACUGAAUGUAAUUAUAAAGAGAAUUUACGACAUUGUAAUUACAUUCCACAAUGAUGCAUGUACAUGUUGUUUUUCUUUCAUUUCACUUACUAUUUGUCUAUGUAAAUUAUAUAUUGUAACCAAAUUUGACCAUAUUGUUGAAUAUUUGGAUUUAGGUUGUGAACAUUUCGAAACAUUUAGCCCACUUAUGCACAAAGUGGUUAGAGGUGAGAUUGUGUGAUGUCCUGUUAUCCGCCGUAUGUCGUCCAUCACCCGCCGUUCUUUAUAAUUUUAUGAAGAACACCGUCCAAAAACAUUCCUGUAUUUGUACUUCACUUGAAAAUGACCCACCUUGUCAUAAGAGUGGUAUUUUUAGAGUUAUGAUAGGUACUUUUACCGGAGACAUGAACGUCGGCGUCACUAUUUAAAUUUGGUUAUUUACAUACUCACUUUUAUGGCACUUUUAUAGGGAAAUAAUACUUAAGUAGUAUCAUUUUUGAAACUAAAAGACCUAUUAUUCAGACUUUGAUACAUAAGUUACUUUUCUUGAAUACCGUUUUCUCACGAGAGUGGUUGUUUUCGUGAGUUUGCACAUUAAGUUGUAACAAUACACAUAAAUAGAAUAAAUCUCUGACUGUUUUAAGAUGCUAUUUUGAGUGAUAAAAACUCCUGCAUUCUGUAAGUUACACAUGUGAUCUGCGUAUAUGUUUUACAUUUUAUAAAACAUAACAAUUUUAUCGCACGUAUAUUGUGUAUUAUUAAGAAAACUUCACGUCUUUGAAUUGUGUUUUCUUUUCUUUUAUAAAAGUAAUUGUGUGCGUGAGUAAACUUGUGAAAUAGUUAUGUUUUUUACAUCAUUUCAUUGACGACAUAUAUGUUAUUACUUUUUCAUUUAAUGAACUGCUAUAAAAUAAGUGAAAUAUGAAAGCAAUUGCCUAGACUGUGGCAAUAUAAACUAAUGUAACAAGGUUUAAUUUUUGGGGGUCAAAAUUCGAAUAUCUUGAUCUAUAGUAAAAAGAAUUUUAGUGUAAUAUUUAGUUAUUUACACACUCACUUUUAUGGCAUGCUAAAUUGCAUUUUGCAUGAUAAAUAACAAACUUGUAUUUGGUUAGCCUGAUUAAAUCUGCUUUCCACUCACUGAUACACUAAAUUACUUAACAUGAAACCGCGUUAUGUUUUAUAUCAAAUAUUUGUUUUGUAAAUUAUUUCUAAGUUGGGUCUUCUUAUAAUAUUUCUAUAGUUGCAUUCGUAUUAUUUUAAUUGUAUUAUCAAAUAUUAUUAAAUAUAUGAGAGAUUGUAAACAUAACUAACUGCGAACUUUGUUCUCUGUUUUUAAGAAGGAAUUGUGAAACAGUUUUUCUGUUUGCACUUAAAUUUUCUUAAUAUUUUCUAAAGCAUUUAUUUUGCAAACUUUAUUUACAUUUAGUGAAAAUAAACAUUUAAAGUAACAAUGCAUAUUUGAUUUCUAGCUAGAAUAUUUUGCGGGGAAACAAUACUUCAUGUUUUAAGGUCCGUUAUGUCACAGAAAUGGUUUUAUCGUUAUUACAAUUGUCCACUUUAACUGUAUCUAAAAGGUACUCAUGCAUUGACCAAUUACCUAAACCGUCGUUUGUUGCUUUUGCCUUUAAGCUCAGCAGAACCGAAAGGUCAGGGUGUGCUAUUGGUAUCAAAGGGGGAUGCUCUGGCGUCCGUCGUCCAUCUUCAUGCGUCAAUAUUCAUCUUCUAUGAACCUGCCGGGAAAAUGUACUUCAAAUUUGGUCUGUAGCAUCCUUAUGACAGUCACGGUUAAAUUUGCUCAUAUCAUUUCAAUUGACCCCUUUUAGGGGUCAACAGAGUUAAAAAAGACAUGAGAACAUUUAUUUCUACUGAAGUAAUUGAUAGGUGAUCACCAAACUUUGUAACAAUCUUAGAUAUGUUAUCAAAUUUGUUCACAUUAAAGUGAUUGACACUUCUAGGGGCAGCUUAAGCUAAAAAUAGACUUUAUCUUUAAACGUUUUCUUUUACUGACUUAAAUGAUGGAUAUAUGAUCACCAAACUUUGCCUGUAGCAUUCUUAGAAGGUUUAUAUUAAGUUUGCUCAAAUUAAUUUGAUUGGCUUCAUUAACGGACCGCUAGAGCUGAAAGUUACAAAAGCUGGAAACAUGUUUCUUCUACGGAACUGAUACAGGUUAUCACCAAAGUUUGUUUGUAGCUUUCUUAGAUGUUUUUGUGUUUCAAGUUUGCUCAAAUUAAUGUGCUUGUCCAUUUUUAUGG
Messenger RNA from Ruditapes philippinarum (Manila clam), 3238 nucleotides. RefSeq names its product ubiquitin-conjugating enzyme E2-17 kDa-like. The transcript has 7 exons. Lineage: Eukaryota; Metazoa; Mollusca; Bivalvia; Venerida; Veneridae. The record is from RefSeq and is a predicted model, not a curated record. Bases 169 to 627 code for a protein of 152 amino acids.